AUGUUUGGAGAGGAACUGAAGGGAAAGAUAUUUGUAUAUGAUCCUAAAAACAACUUAGUUGCAUAUUCCAAUCAGGUUAAAAGUGAUAUAAAGGUUAUAUAUGUUGGAGGUUUGGGAUCUCGCUUAUCGAUCUGUCUGCCUACCAUCAUGCUGAAUGAAUACUGUCUUGAGAAUGGAUAUGAGCUCAUAAUUCCCGAAAUGAGGUCCUAUCCUAAUUAUGGGCUCUUCACAAUUGAUGAUGACGUAGAGGACUUGGAAAGCCUAAUUCAUCAGAUUAAAGGAGACAUAGUUUUGAUUGGAAAUUCGACUGGAUGCCAGGAUAUCAUUCAUUACUUAAACAAGACGAAGGAUAAGAGGGUCAAGCUGGCUGUACUUCUUGGGGCUGUAAGCGAUGUCGAAUUCGAGGAGAACGAGAAUAAGGAUCUUCCUAAGAUAUUGGAAUGGGCGAGAGAAAUGAUAAAGAGAAAAGAGGAAGAUGUGGCAAUUAAGUAUUGUGGUACGGGUUCAUACCUAACGCCAAGAAGGAUUUUGGAUAUCUUUUCUAGAUAUGGAAAGGAAGACAUGUUUUCCAGCUACCUGGAAGACGAGUUUUACACAGGGCUUAAUAAAGGUGGCACAAGGCUUCUCUUUGUGGUGUCUGGAAAAGAUGAGUAUUCGAUAACAGACAUUGAAGCUAAGCUAAGGCUGGUUGGAAAUUCUCGGGUUGAGAAAAUACCGGAGGGAACACAUGUUUUAUCACGCACUGAAGAUGUCGAGACGUUCCUAAGACUUUUCUCAGAAGAGGUCAAAAAAGUGGUAUGA
Molecule: messenger RNA, 801 nt
Organism: Encephalitozoon hellem ATCC 50504
Lineage: Eukaryota; Fungi; Microsporidia; Unikaryonidae
Exons: 1
Coding region: 1-801 (266 amino acids)
Source: RefSeq, a predicted model, not a curated record